This is a messenger RNA of Verticillium alfalfae VaMs.102, 912 nucleotides long. RefSeq names its product 3-oxoacyl-[acyl-carrier-protein] reductase. NCBI's taxonomy places the organism in Eukaryota, Fungi, Ascomycota, Sordariomycetes, Glomerellales, Plectosphaerellaceae. The transcript has a single exon. The record is from RefSeq and is a predicted model, not a curated record. The coding region runs from base 1 to 912 and encodes 303 amino acids.
AUGACAGCCCAGCCCCAUAGCGCGCCCCGCGACUUCACCCGUACGCGGCACUCUACAUCAUAUGACCUGAUAUCUCCACUGAAGCUGGACUUAUCGUGCAGAUACGCUGUGUUCACCGGCGCAGCUUGGGACACAGGUGUCGGCUUCGCCACCGCAAAAGCAUUCGCCAGGGCGGGUGUUGCAGGAAUCGCCGUCGUCGACCAGCAUGGCGUAUCUGACAACCUUGUCGCAGACCUCAAGCAGGUUGCGAAAGAAGCAGGACGAGACCAACCGGUUGUGAUCAGCUGCACCACAGACAUUGCCGAUGCGGCCAGCGUCAGAGCCGCUUACGACAAGGUGGUCGCUGCCUUUAGCGGGCGGCUUGAUGUGCUUGUCAACAACGCCGCGCACAUGGAGCCAUACGAGCGAUUUCUCGAUGCGGAUCCCGAUGUUUACUGGCGCACUUGGCAAGUCAACCUCGGCGGCCUCUUCAACAUGGCUCGCGCCUUUCUGCCCAUGAUGCUUUCGGCCCGCGAAUCUGGGGACGGCCUCUGCACGAUGGUCAAUGUUUCGUCUUCUGGCGCGCUCAGUGCCCGCCCGGCGAGCACGGGAUACCGAUCCUCCAAGCUUGCAAUUACGCGCUGGACAGAAUCAAUUCAGCUUGAUUACGCUGAUCAGGGGCUGCUAGCUUUCUCUAUCAAUCCAGGAGCUAUCAAGACCGAGAUCACUAAAGGUGGUUUGCCAGAAUAUCUACGAAACACUCUACCAGAUAAACCGGAAAUUGCAGGUGAUACUAUCGUAUGGCUGGUUGCUGGGCGUCACGCUUGGCUCGCAGGGCGGUACAUCAGCUGUCCAUGGGACAUGGAAGAGCUAAUACAAAUGAAAUCGGCCAUUAUCGAAGAGGACAAGCUCAAGCUCAAGAUGGCUUUCUAG